AUGUUGUUCUCCAAGAAGGGGCGUAUUGCCGCCCUAGCACUUAUCACUGUGGCCCUCUUCACCACCUUGUUCAUGAGCAAAAAUGUACUUUCUGCACCUGACUUCACCAAGAACUUUCUGUCGGGAAGUCCUAUAAUUCUGUCUGGAAACGAUGCUCUGGCAGACGAAGCAAUCAAUAAACAGAUCUCAGAUGAGAAAAACGGCCUUACUCCGGCCAACGAUAUGAACAAGGGCGAUGCAGAUGACAGUGGACACUUCGAUCCAGCAAAGGCGCUCCUUGAAAUCAGAUCAUUGGGUCCUAUGAUCGUGUUUUCCAAAUCUUACUGUCCUUUCUCGAAAAAACUCAAAAAGCUCUUGACUGAGAACUAUAGCAUCACUCCCUCUCCGAUCUAUGUGGAGUUAGACAAGCACAGACACGGAGGGGAGCUCCAAACAUACUUGGGACAGGUCACCAAGAGAAGUACCGUUCCUAAUGUGAUUAUUGGAACAGACUCUCUCGUCAGUCGCGGUGGCGCUGACGAUUUCAUCAAAUUUCACAAUGACGGAUCCUUGGCUGAUCUAUUGAACACUUGGGGUGGAAAAGAUGUGUCGGUAUCUAGAAUCGAGGUUCCGCUGAAUCACUAA
This is a messenger RNA of Australozyma saopauloensis, 624 nucleotides long. RefSeq names its product glutathione-disulfide reductase. The record is from RefSeq and is a predicted model, not a curated record. Lineage: Eukaryota; Fungi; Ascomycota; Pichiomycetes; Serinales; Metschnikowiaceae. Bases 1 to 624 code for a protein of 207 amino acids. Gene Ontology annotation, molecular function: glutathione disulfide oxidoreductase activity. Gene Ontology annotation, biological process: cellular response to oxidative stress. Gene Ontology annotation, cellular component: Golgi lumen; cis-Golgi network; cytoplasm. The transcript has a single exon.